AUGCGCAUCACUCAGCUUUUGCCCGUGCUUUCCAUAGCCGUGUGCGUCUUGGCUCUCGAGAACGGAGGACAAGCCGCCCCCGAGGCCGUGGGCAGCAUCAAACGUCAUCCGGCUGCCGAGCCUGAUGCAGUGCCGGCCGGCCUGCCGGUUUUAUACUCGCGCCCCAACGUGGACCAGCCGGCAUCGGAACUUCUUGAGACGGAAGUUUUUGAGAAGACAGGCACCGACGAUGAAUGGGAUGACUUGACACUGCGGAAAGACAAGAAGAAGAAGAGGAUCAAGAAAAAGUUCCUGCCCCAGAAAUACUUCAUGAUCGUCCACUUACGGUGCAUGGAUACAUGUAUGGGUGAAGGUGGUAGCAAGACACAGUGCCGUUCCGUCGUACCGUUGGAAGAAGCUCUGACAUAG
Verticillium nonalfalfae is the source of this 408-nucleotide messenger RNA. RefSeq lists its product as uncharacterized. The record is from RefSeq and is a predicted model, not a curated record. The transcript is spliced from 2 exons. Lineage: Eukaryota; Fungi; Ascomycota; Sordariomycetes; Glomerellales; Plectosphaerellaceae. Bases 1 to 408 code for a protein of 135 amino acids.